AUGUCGUCCUCCUUGGCCGACCAGGAGCAACAACCGCCGCAGCAGGACCAGCAGCACCAGCCGCAGCCGCAGUCGGAUCCCCAGCCUGAGCUGCCCGUCUCGCCGACUGCUUCGCAACAGGCCACCGCCCACGCCUACGCCAGCAAUGGCCUCCAGGUCCUCCAGGCCGCCUCGGAUGCAGCCGCCGCAGCUGCCAUCCAGAAUGUCCAGCAUCAUCUGAGCACUGCCGCCGCCGCCGCUGCUGCUGUCGCCGAUGAACAGCAGCAGCAGCAGCAGCAGCAGCCUGAACACCAAUCGGCUGAGGAGCAGCACCAGCAGCAACUCUCGAUGCCCCCGAUGGCCGAGCACGAGCAAGUCCAGCAACAGCAACAUCUCCCGCCUCCUCAGCCGCCUCACACGCCAUCACAGCCGGCUCCCCAGCAACCGCCGCAGCAAGGCACGCAGACCCCGACCGGUGUAGCUUCCUCUACCUCUCCUCCUGGCGCCAAUAACACUCUCGGUGCCGUGUCGCAUGGUGCCAUGCCUGCCUUCCCUCAAACUUUUGCGCCCAUGCCGCCUAUGCCACGAGACCCGACUGUCAAUCCGAAGCUGACACGCCUCAGACGGGCUUGCGACAUGUGCUCUCAGCGAAAGGUCAAAUGCGACGAGUCGGGCCCUCCUUGCCGGCCAUGCUCCGAGCUCAACGUCGACUGCACCUUUAACCGCCAGCUGAAAAGACGGGGGCCCCCAAACAAGCACGCUGAGGCUGCCAGAGCUGCCAGGAGGCAGAGAAUCGAGCCAGGCAUGUCUCCCACCGCUGCCGCCUUCACCUCGUACGGCCCCGCCGUCACCCCGUCGCCCUCUCCGCAUAACGCUGCGCAGGCUCUGGUUUCCAUAGCAGAGGGACCCGGCCGGCUGGACACCGAGUCCAUCGCUCCCUUGCCCAUACUCGAGCUGCUUAUCGACGACUUCUUCACUUACAUCCACCCUCUCGCGCCCUUUCCCCACGAGCCGACCUUCCGACACUCCUUUGCCAACAGGGAGGACCGGACAAACCCCGAGUUCCUUGGCCUGCUGGCCUCCAUGGUCGCUGCUCUCGUAGCUUCCUUCCCCCGCACUGCCCGCCAACAUCUCAAAACCCAGCACAGCAUCCACCUGUUCCCCAGGGCUAUCGUCAUGAUUGAGAGAUGCCGGGACAUUGCGCUCGAUACGAGGGGAGCCCGAUGGGCUCUGAAACAACCCAAGACGCUGGAUGACGCUGCCACCAGCUACUUUCUGGGCCUCGCAGCCGGUUACACGUUCCAGUACGGCAGGUACCGCUACUUUACCGCCGAAUGCUUGGCGCUCAUCCGCGAGCUGGGCUUCCACCGGCCCAAGCACCCCAAUGAGCUUCCUACUUUUGGCAAUGACGAUUGCUCGCCGGAUCCUUUGCCGUUCCACCACAUCAAGGACCAGAUCGGCAAGCGCAUCUUCUGGUGUCUUUUGCUGGGUGUUAGGUCCUUCUCACAGCUAGGCGCCUCCCAUGCGGACUUGGUCAUCGCUCCAUCGACCCCGGGGCUGCCCUAUCCCGCCCUGCCCGAGGACGUUGAUGAUCUCUACAUAAUGGCUAACGAGAUUGUGUACCCGCCCGAGAGUUCCGUCACCUUGCUUACUGGUUAUCGGUUCGCCAUCGACAUCUACACCACCAUGAACGCCAUUGUCAGCGUAGAGCUCGUUUACGGCAUGAGCACGCUGCCUUGGCUCGAUCAGCGAUCCUUGUUGAGAGACGCCCUCAUCGCCGCCAAGGACAUUCUCGACCGCUUGCCGCCUGAGCUCCAGCUCAGCGCGUCUCACGAGCAGUCGAGCGGCUUUGACGCUUUGGAUGACGCCGACCUCCAAUACGUGCCUCCCGCCUACCCCAACAACCAGCCAUCGAACGAUGUUCGGAUUGUCAUCAAGAAUCACCCGCAGCGGCGUCGGCAGCUCCAGUACGAAAUUCAAAAGGCCAACAUCUACGUUUCGCAACUGGCGACUCGUUCCUUCUACGUGGAGCUGUACUUCAACCUGCGAGACGUACAUCUGGCAGAUCCGAACAAGGACGGCCAAGCGGGUGAAAGCCCCGACGAAAAGGCCGCACGGGAAGCAGAGAAUGCCGAGGAAGCUCGAGUCUUUGAGCUGAUGACGGCCGAGAGGGAGUUGAUCGUGCAGAACCUGCUCCAUGUCCUGGGCUCCAUCUCGCAGCGCAAUCUCGAGCCCAACGGGGGGUCCUUGAUCAACAAGAUUCGCCAAGUUGCGUCGACCCUGCUGAACGAUGCUCCUGAGCGCAAGGGCCCGGUGGCUGUGAAGUCGGAGGAGGCUUUGGUGAAGCUAAUUGAUGUGCUGCUCAAGCUGGAAGGCACAGGCCCGAGUGGCAGCAACAUGGCCGGAGAGAACAUGACGCCGCAGGACGAGGAAGAGGAAAUGCGCAACUGGGCUCACUUGCGCGACUAUCAGCAACGGUUCGCGGCUCACGGUGGGUUCACUGGGAACGUUUGA
Molecule: messenger RNA, 2493 nt
Organism: Colletotrichum spaethianum
Lineage: Eukaryota; Fungi; Ascomycota; Sordariomycetes; Glomerellales; Glomerellaceae
Product: quinidine resistance protein 3
Exons: 2
Coding region: 1-2493 (830 amino acids)
Biological process (GO): DNA-templated transcription; regulation of DNA-templated transcription
Molecular function (GO): zinc ion binding; DNA binding; DNA-binding transcription factor activity, RNA polymerase II-specific
Source: RefSeq, a predicted model, not a curated record